This is a messenger RNA of Funneliformis geosporum, 729 nucleotides long. The record is from the annotation of a GenBank genome assembly. Lineage: Eukaryota; Fungi; Glomeromycota; Glomeromycetes; Glomerales; Glomeraceae.
AUGGAAGAUAAAAAAGGAAGAACUUGUGACAAUUCAAAUGACUGGUGCUCGCAGGGCGGGAUAAACCAGAAACAUGAGGAUUAUCCUGGCAGGGCCAAGACACAUUCGAAAAGAACUCUUCCUAUUUCAAAAAUGUUUGAAUCUCCUUAUACUACUCCUCACCCUCCUCUCGCAAAUGAGAAUCUCCCAGUUUCGGAUGUCACCGUUCAGGAUGAUAAAAAACAUGGGCUAACAAGCAGUUUGGCGAUCGCCGCAAUAAUAAUUGGAUUAUUUAUAAUAUCAUCAAUAGUAAUAUAUGGACUUAUUCGAUUUGUAAGGAAAAGAAAAAAUAAUUCUGCUUCCAAACCACAAGAACAAGAAGUGAGAUUACCCACAAAUCAUUUAACAAUAACCAUCGACCCUAUUAAGCAUAAUCAUUAUGCACAAGAAUCAUGUACCACCCCAGAUACUCGACCAAUAUUAGAUUAUUACUCUUCAAAGGCUGGUUUGGCCUUAAACCCUUCAUCACUUGGUAAUAAUAAUUCAAAAAAUUCUGCCAGAUCAAAUAAUCCAAACUUUAAUUAUAAUAAUGAUGAAUAUACCACAGUCGAGAUUAAUGAAAAUACUACCACAACAGGAGAUUCCACCAAAGAAUUCUCUGGUGAGAACGAGUAUGUACCGCAGUAUUAUAACGGAUUAGAGAUUCCUCCUUUAGGUGCAAGGAUCAUUCCGUUGGAACGUCAAUACUAA